AUGUCUCCCUGGAAGGACGUCAUGCCCUUCAUGAAGGACCCCCAGCCCCUACCUCAGGUCCAGAUUUCCUGGGUCCUCCCGAGCCUGUUUGCUGCCUUUAAUGUAGUGCUGCUGGUGGUUUUCAGUGGCCUCUUCUUCGCGUUCCCUUGCAGGUGGUUGGCUCAGAACGGGGAGUGGACCUUUGCCAUCAUCACCGGUGUGCUCUUUGUCCUUACUUUCUUCAGUCUUGUUUCACUCAAUUUCUCAGACCCUGGCAUCUUGCAUCAAGGCUCCAAUGAACAGGGCCCCAUGAUGGUGCAUGUGGUAUGGGUGAACCACAGGGCCUUCCGCCUGCAGUGGUGUCAAAAGUGCUGCUUCCAUCUCCCACCACGGACAUACCACUGUCCCUGGUGCAACAUCUGUGUGGAGGACUUUGACCACCACUGCAAGUGGGUCAAUAACUGCAUCGGCCACCGAAAUUUCCGCUUCUUCAUGCUGCUCGUCCUGUCCCUGUGCCUCUACACGGGCACCAUGUUGGCUACCUGCUUGGUCUUCCUGGUACGCACCGCCCACAUGCCCUUCUCCACCGACAAGGCCAUAGCUGUCGUGGUGGCUGUCCCUGCUGCUGGCUUCCUGGUGCCACUCUUCCUGCUGUUGCUGAUCCAGGCCAUGUCGGUGAGCGCGGCUGAGCGCUCCUACGAGGGCAAGUGCCCAUACCUGCAGAGAUACAACCCCUUUGACCAAGGCUGUAUCAGCAACUGGUAUUUAACAAUUUGUGCACCGCUGGGACCCAAGUACAUGACUGAAGCUGUUUGGCUGCAGAGAGUGGUACAGCCCGACUGGGUACCUGUGCAGAAUUUGCAGGUCCCCAUGCGUCCCUCUGUGCUCAAUCACUCAACCUCCUGGGGGCCUGGGUCUGGCUCGCAGCCCCAACCUCUGAGUCUCUACAAACCAGGAAAGGGACCCCCAGGGAGUGGUGAGGCUGCAGCCCUCCAGGAGCUCCACACUGACCCAGUGCUGCCUCUGCUGCGGGAUUGCUUUACAGGUUCAGUCCACUUCUCACCCCACCUUCCCGGGAGAAGCCGGGAGCUUCUGCACCUGCACCUCAACUCUUGA
Molecule: messenger RNA, 1095 nt
Organism: Condylura cristata (star-nosed mole)
Lineage: Eukaryota; Metazoa; Chordata; Mammalia; Eulipotyphla; Talpidae
Gene: ZDHHC19
Product: zinc finger, DHHC-type containing 19
Biological process (GO): peptidyl-L-cysteine S-palmitoylation; protein targeting to membrane
Cellular component (GO): Golgi apparatus; endoplasmic reticulum
Molecular function (GO): protein-cysteine S-palmitoyltransferase activity
Source: RefSeq, a predicted model, not a curated record